AUGGCCUCGAAAUCAUGGGUUCAGAAGCUGACCCCAGCCGCACCUCACGGGUCCGAGCUGCUCAAGCAAGAGCGCGCCAAGAGCAAUAUCGACGCCAAUCAGCUGGCCCAGUUUCUGUUCACCAAGGAAGCGCUUGAACGGAACGAGAGAAUUCUCAAGCUUCUCACUGCGGAUCCUGUCUUCGACAAGUCGCACAACUACUUCCAAGGCCGCGAGGCAAGGAUAGAAGCCUCCCUAGCCAAAGCCAAGCGCCUCCGUCAGCUCCAGGUUCAACACAACUGGACGCAGGAUGAGUUCAUGUGUGCCAACGAGCUGCUCAGCGAGGCCACGCCAUAUGGGCUCCACUACUCCAUGUUCUUGGUGACUCUUCGAGAACAAGGGACGCCCGAGCAACACAAGCUGUUCCUGGAGAAGGCCGAGAACUACGAAAUCAUCGGGUGCUAUGCGCAGACGGAGCUGGGUCAUGGCUCCAAUGUGCGGGGACUUGAGACCACAGCAACGUGGAAUGCAGCCGACAAGACAUUUAUAAUCCACUCGCCUCACUUAACCUCCUCGAAAUGGUGGAUUGGAUCUCUCGGGAUAGUGGCCACCCACGCUGUUGUUAUGGCUCAGCUCAGCGUGAAUGGCAAGAACUAUGGCCCGCAUCCUUUCGUGGUGCCAGUCAGGGAUAUGAUAACUCACGAGCCUCUGCCCAAUGUCCACGUGGGUGACGUUGGGCCAAAGUUUGGCUUCAAUACAAUGGACAACGGCUACCUCCUUCUAAACAAGGUCAAAAUACCUCACGUCAACAUGCUUGCAAGGUUCUCGCGCAUCGAUCCAGAGACAAGCAAGUACACUCGGCCGGCCAAUCCGUCCCUAAUCUACGGCACGCUCACUUUCGUACGAGCAGAUAUUGUGCUCAAGUCUGGCUCCGUCCUAGCCCGUGGAGUGACGAUCGCAACCCGCUACUGCGCAGUACGGCGGCAGUUCCAGGACCAAGACGCCGAGGCGUCUCAAGCAGGGGAGAACCAGGUGCUCAAUUACACUAUGGUGCAAUAUCGCCUGCUGCCUCUGCUUGCAACAACGUUUGCACUCCACUUCACAGGCCGUGGAAUGAUUCGGAUGUACCAGGAGAAUCAGAAGCGCAUGUCAGCCAGUCGGGACGCAAGCAAGUCGGAAGACACCAAACGUCACCCCGGACCAGAAGAACUGAAUCCUGGAACCGAUCUUCUCGCUGAUUUGCAUGCGACCUCAUGCGCGCUGAAAGCAUACGGUAGCACGAUGGCAGCCGAGGGGCUUGAAGUCUGCCGUCGCGCGUGCGGAGGUCACGGCUACUCGUCCUUUUCAGGCAUCGGGUCAUACUAUGCGGAUUAUCUGCCUACAGUGACGUGGGAAGGUGACAACUACAUGUUGACGCAACAAGUGGCCCGAUACCUGCUGAAGUCGGCGCGCGCUGUGCUCGCAGGCAAAGCGGCUGCCAACGACACGACGCGCAUCUUGAAAGCAUUCCUAGCUCGUCAGGACAUGGGCGCUGCUUUCGAUGUUCUGGGAUCCGAUACCGAUCUCGUGGAUGCAUUCGCCUGGCGCGUGGCUUUCCUCACAUUCGAGGCAUUGCGACACCGAGAUGAAGAGAAGCAAUCUUGGAACAGUCUUCUAGUUGACUUCUGGCGGUUAAGCACCGCUCAUGCGCAGUACAUGGUGGUCAAGUCAUUCCACGAUGCUCUCAGCGAGCCUGCGACGCAAGAGUCGCUGCCUCAAGACACCAUCACCAUUCUGUACCAGCUAUUCCGGCUUUUUGCGCUCCACACUCUAGAACAGGAAGCCUCCGAGUUCUUCAUGAGCGCUGCCACCACGGUGCGCCAAAUCCAGCUGGCACGCAAGGCUUCGAUGAAAUUACUCGAGGAAAUCCGUCCACACGCGGUGCGAUUGGUCGAUGCCUGGAGCUUUCCAGACUGGCAAUUAGACUCGAGUCUCGGACGAUCGGAUGGGAAGGUUUACGAAGAUAUGUUCCACAGAGCGAGUUCGCUGAAUGCGUUAAACAAGGUGAUUGUUGAUCCCUAUCCCAACAGCAGAGUACUAUUCAAGAAGGAUGGGAGAACAAGCAAGCUGUAA
Molecule: messenger RNA, 2091 nt
Organism: Pseudomassariella vexata
Lineage: Eukaryota; Fungi; Ascomycota; Sordariomycetes; Amphisphaeriales; Pseudomassariaceae
Product: acyl-CoA oxidase
Exons: 2
Coding region: 1-2091 (696 amino acids)
Biological process (GO): lipid homeostasis; fatty acid beta-oxidation using acyl-CoA oxidase
Cellular component (GO): peroxisome
Molecular function (GO): FAD binding; acyl-CoA oxidase activity; fatty acid binding
Source: RefSeq, a predicted model, not a curated record